GGUCAGCUGAUCGCGUCCUUCCGGCGGCGCGGCGGGGCCCAGCCAUGCGGAUUGAGAAGUGCUACUUCUGCUCGGGGCCUAUCUACCCGGGACACGGCGUCAUGUUCGUGCGCAACGACUGCAAGAUAUUUAGGUUCUGCAAAUCAAAAUGCCACAGAAACUUCAAAAAGAAACGAAAUCCCAGAAAGAUGAGGUGGACCAAAGCAUUCCGGAAAGCAGCUGGCAAAGAAUUGACAGUGGAUAAUUCGUUUGAGUUUGAAAAGCGUAGAAAUGAACCAGUGAAAUACCAGAGAGAGUUGUGGAACAAGACUGUUGAUGCAAUGAAGAGAGUGGAGGAAAUAAAGCAAAAACGCCAAGCCAGAUUUAUUAUGAACAGAUUAAAGAAGAGCAAAGAGUUGCAGAAAGCAGAAGACAUCAAAGAAGUCAAACAGAACAUCCACCUUCUUCGUGCCCCACAUGCAGGCACACCAAAACAGCUGGAGGACAAAAUGGUACAGAAGUUACAAGAGGAUGUGGCUAUGGAAGAAGACUCUUAAAAUGCUUUUAUUUUCUAUUUAUAUUUCUUCAGCAGUUAUAGUUCCUUACUGCCUCACCUGACAUCAUUUAGAACUGUGCUUACAGUUGAAGAAAAACAUAUUUUAAUGAAUAGUGGUCAUUUACAGUUUGAAUGAUUUUUGGUUUUAUAAAUAAUAAGAUGGAUACUGCUUGGGCAGUACUUUCAGUCAUGUAAUUUGAGCAAACCUUGUCAGCAGGAAGGAGGAUAAGGCAUAUUGUUUGAGAUACUAUUUUUGGAUAACUUUUCCUUAGUAAUUUAAGGAAUACAAGAUGUUGGUCCUGAGCUUUUCCUGCUUUAUCUGUUGUGCUUUCAUACUGGCAAAAGCAGAUAAAAAUCGAUCUUAAUGGUUACAAGGUGGAGCAGGAUGUAUUCUUUUUUGUCAGUCCAGUGCAGUCCAGACUUAUUUUCACUCUUGUUAUUGGGAAAAUUUUUCAGUUUGUUAUGAAUGCAUGUACUCCUUUUUAAGUCAGCUUCCCCAAGAUUACAUUGCAGUUGACACCUAAGCCUGGCAAAGCUAACAUUGGACAUUCUUCUGUUUGGAAAAUGGUAGAGGUGAUAGCAUGCAGUCUGAAGAUGGACGUGCCAUUCCCCCGACCUACUGAAACUCAAAUCUGACAUAUAAUCGUGCUGACUGAGAUGCUCAAUAAAUCACAUUUUUCACUGUUUUUACCUAAUGCUCAAGAUUAUUUCAAUAGAGAAGAAGAUCGUGUUAAAGCAUUGACAUUUUGCGUACUGUGGUGGGAUUUAUCUUUAUUCACUGUGUCAUCAGUACUGAGAUAAAUACUCUGCUCAGAGAAGCCUUUCAAAGGCCUCUAAAAUAGUAUUUACUUUCUUGUCAGUGCUAGUUAUCCUGAAAAAUCAUAAUUCGUAGUUCUAUUCCAAGCUUCAGUAUGUGCUGUAUCAAGCACUGGAAAACUUCCUCCUGCCUACUACCUACAUGUGUAUUGUGUAGUCAGAAAAGUCACAUUUGAACAUAUGAAAGGGGGCGAUGUGGAGUGCGUGAAAUAAACAGGUAUUGUACUCAGUUUUUCAUCUUGUGAUUUAUUAAUUAUGUUUAGCUAUUUAGAAAACUUUGAGAUAAAAAUAAUUCAAUUCUAGUAAUAAAAAUAUGUAAUUCCUUCAUAUUUUAAUGAAAUUAAAAUUUUGCUAUAGUUUAAAAUUUGCUGAUAAUAGCUGAUAAGUAUUUUAGGUGUACAGUAUUAUUAUUUCCCCUCUAAACUGUAAUAUAAAUAAACAUCUGAAAAGCCUAUGGUAAGUUGACCAGAAAACAUUUCAGUGGGGUAAAAUCACUAAGCUGCUGCAGUAUAAUCCUUGGAUAUAGAGAAAGGAGACCUUCACAGAAUGUUAAUUAGUAUGUCUAUGUGUAGCUGAGCAAGUUGACUCAGUAUUUCAGCUUGGGAAAUGUAUUUCUUGCAUGGCUCAUUUUACCAUAGUAUUUGAUGUCUUUAACCCUUGAAAUAGAAUGCUUUAUCUAAAAAUCUUAUUACCGAUUUUUCUUUUACUGAGUUUUAAAGAUACGGUGUUCAGUGAGUGCCAAGUUUUAAUUUUCUCCAAAAAUAGUAAAGUAAAUCUGCAAAGCAGAGAAAGGUGAUGAAUAAUCCCGUUGGAUGUUAUGCAGUAUUUAUAGACAAUCUUUUACUUCAUAUGAGGUUUUCUUAGUAUUAAAUAAUUUAUAUUACAUUUUAUCCAUAGUUUUUCUGUCUGCAUCUUUAAAUGAACUGCAGUCCUUAACUUCUUUGUGUGCUCUAUAAAAGCGUCUCUAUGGGAUUUUUAACCCUUUCCUAUGAGGGUUUGCAAGUGAAACACUCAUUUUGCAGCAGCUGAGAAGAGCCAUUUGAGGAAUACACUACAACCAUAAAUGCUGAACAUCCUGCCAGUUCUAUGAGUUGCUUAGUCUGUGUACUUCGUUACAGCCUGUGCAAUAGUAUAAUUGCAAGUAAGGGCUAUUUGGAAGUCAGUUCUGAAGUUGUCCAUCAUUGUGCAGGCAUACUGUUUUCCUGAAAAGCAGAGACUUGUUGCCUGCCUUUUGUGUGCCUUGUGAAUACAUAGGAAGUAGUUGAGUUCAAACAUUUGUCAUAAGCACCCGUUCUGAAGGUGCCCUUGUGAUUUUCUUCUUAUCUUUUUUUUUAAUUUUUAUUUAAUUGCUGUGAUGUCCUGUUCUCCUGUCUGUGUCAGCUAGAGCAGGAUGCUGCUGAGACAGCACAUGGUGAGGGGUGAACAGCUGCAGCUGAAGAACACCAUGGGGCUGGUGAUCCUCCAUCCUGCCCGUCUCCGCAUGCAGAGACCUUCCCGAGGAGCUGCUGAGCUGUGGAGGAAUGGGGGGUUUUUCUUUUCUUUUAGGGGGCUCUCUGUCAAACCACAUCUCUAAUAGGAAUUGUUCUUAUUCAAAGACAUUUUGGUGAAGAGAGAUUUUCUUUGCUUGCUUGGGAUGAAAAUUUUCAAUAAGACAAAGCUGACUGGAAAUUCCUUUAAAUUUUUGAUUUUGUUUACAAGACUUGGAAAGAAAAUGUCCAGCUGAGCAGAUGGGGAGCCCUCAUCUGCCUUCUGUCUCUGGCGCUGAGCAACGCCCAGCCUUUUGGGGUGGCAGGACCUGCCAUCAGUUCCCCCUUCAGUAGCAAGUUGGAGAGACGGUAUUUAAUGAGCAGCACAUUGUUACUCAUUAGAGAUCUCUGUUUUCGUGUCAUAUGUGCAUAUCACUGAUCCUGUCUGUGGUGAGAUCUAUUAGGAGUGUGGAGCACAAGGUACCGUGAGUACAGUCUGUUACAAGACUGAUGAUGAUGUGUCCGUUUGAUUUGAUAUUUAAUCAGAAAAAUUAUUUAUUAAUUACUGAUAGUGCUUACUUCCAGUAUACAGCCUGUCUUCCUUGGCAUUUACUAGAUCCAGCAAACUCUUGCUGUUUUGUGUUUGUACUUGAUGUGAUUGGAGGCCUUUCUUCAAAAUAAAGUAUGAUGGGAUCGAUCAGAAUAAA
Messenger RNA from Calidris pugnax (ruff), 3524 nucleotides. RefSeq names its product ribosomal L24 domain containing 1 (gene RSL24D1). The record is from RefSeq and is a predicted model, not a curated record. NCBI's taxonomy places the organism in Eukaryota, Metazoa, Chordata, Aves, Charadriiformes, Scolopacidae. The coding region runs from base 45 to 536 and encodes 163 amino acids. The transcript is spliced from 6 exons. Gene Ontology annotation, cellular component: nucleolus. Gene Ontology annotation, biological process: ribosomal large subunit biogenesis.